UGUUUGGACACGGAAAUGAAAGCCGCGAUGUUUUAAAAAGAGAAUCGGGCUGAAUUCUGUUGUUCUGCUGUAAAUUGUGUAAUUUGUACUGCGUUGUAUUUAAUUAAGAGACAUAUGCUAUUAAGAUUAUUUAACUGAAUAACAAUUUUUUUCGUCACUUUGGGAUUUCACUGGCUGUUGUUAGUUCUGUUAGCAUGCGACUUAGCAUUGCAAGGCUAACUAGUCGUCGGUAACAAAACACUACUAGUUCUGGGUUGAGAGAAAACCAGUUUAUGCAACUAGAGAAGUAUAAUAUAAAGCAAGAGAAAGAUUUCUGGAAGUGGAAGAGGACAUUAUGGAACUCAAUGAUAAACCUUUUUGAAAAGGGAGCUCUGGGCGGGAGAGAAGAAGAGUGCUGGAAUCGGAGAGAAAGUUCGAGGAGAACUUAAGUUAACAAAUCUGGACAUGAUGAUAUAAAUUAUCAUAAAAAGAGGUCUGGAGGUGGAAAAUCACAUCAUUGGGGAACUGGAAAAGAAGUGCUCCUGGCAGGUGUAAAAUUACAUUGUGUGAUUGUGAAGCUUUAAGUUAGACAGCAGUUCUCACAGUUUGGGGGGGGAAAAAAACCAUUGUGGAACUAGGAGAGAAAGUUCUAGAACUGCAAAAAUAGAAAAGGCCAUCGUGGAGCUAGAACAGAAAUUUUGGAAGUGGAAAAGGAAUUGAGGACGUGGAGAAGCACAUUUCUGGCAGUAGAGAAAGUUCUAGAAGUAGACCAGGAGGUCUGAAGCCCACUGAAGAUGCCCCGGGUUGUCGGGUCCAAACAGCUUCGUGGUACCCGGGUCGCCCCUGAUUCGGACGCAGCCGUGGUGCGGCAGCUCGAACCGGAGCUGUGGAGCCUGGACCAGGCAGUGGGGAACGGGGAAGAAGGAGAAGCUUCCCAGAGGCUCCCCAGGAUGGCCACUCACAGUUUGGGCUCCGGCAGCAGGAGGCACUGGCCGGCCAGAGUGUUGGCGAUGCUCUGCUGCAUCAUCAUGCUGUCCAUCGUCGCCUUUUUCUUGUCUCUGUUCUAUGUCAUUUUGAAAGAUUUGCGCACUGCAAGUGUUACCACUGAGGACGGCUCAGAAGUAAAACUUCUAGGGUUUUGGAGUUUGUUGGUGUUGUCUACUGUAGCUGGGAUUUCAUGCUGCAGCUUCUCCUGGACUCUGACCUACUUUGACUCUUUCGAACCUGGGAUGUUUCCCCCAACACCGCUCUCUCCAGCAAGGUUGAGGAAGAUGACUGGCCAUUCCUUCCACAUGGGCUACAGCGUAGCCAUCCUGAACGGCAUUGCGGCGGCACUCACUAUCUUCUGGUGCCUGUCCUGAGAGUGAUUUGGCAUCCAGAUGGCCUGGAAAUCGAUAAGCUUGUUUAUUAUAUGACCCUACAAACUUAACUGUCCACUGGUAAUGAGCUGGUUUACGAUUAUCUCAACAAAUGUUUUAUGUAUGGAUUGUUAACCACUUUUUUAGUUUUUUUGAUACUCUUGUGCUAAAUGAGCUGCAUAAAAUUUACCACUUUUUUAUUCUUAAUUUUUUGGGUUGAAAAAUGUUUUAAUGCUCAGGUUGCGUGAA
Messenger RNA from Scleropages formosus (Asian bonytongue), 1586 nucleotides. RefSeq names its product ADP-ribosylation factor-like 6 interacting protein 6 (gene arl6ip6). Bases 774 to 1340 code for a protein of 188 amino acids. NCBI's taxonomy places the organism in Eukaryota, Metazoa, Chordata, Actinopteri, Osteoglossiformes, Osteoglossidae. The record is from RefSeq and is a predicted model, not a curated record. The transcript has 4 exons.